Molecule: messenger RNA, 636 nt
Organism: Naegleria fowleri
Lineage: Eukaryota; Heterolobosea; Eutetramitea; Acrasida; Naegleriidae
Exons: 1
Coding region: 1-636 (211 amino acids)
Source: RefSeq, a predicted model, not a curated record
AUGAUGAAACAACGGCCCACAACAUCGAUCAUUUCAGUGGGAAAGCCUUCGCUACCACUGCUGUUAUUGGCCAUCACGUUUACCCUCUUCUUUACCAUCACUUUUACUUCCGCUCAAAACAUGGGAUGUUCUUCCGAUAGAGACUGUCUUUCAGGAUACAAGUGUGUCAAAAUUUCAAAACCAUCAACUAUUGAAAAGUAUAGCGUGUGUUUACGUUCUCAAGACGAUGAUGAUUCUACUUCUUCAAUUGUUAGAGAUUUAAAUUCUAAAGCAAACAAAAUUAAUGAAAUGAAAGACAAGCCAUUGAAUGCCAUUGUUUUGGAAGAGAAGGAAUCAAGUGCUACAGAGUCGAUCGUGUUGGAUGCUUCUACUCAACAAGCUUCUACAACCUCUGCAACUACUACUACAACUGCUACAUCGAGCUCUCAACCUUCGGUGGAUAAAUUCAGUGCAGUCAACAAUGACGUUGGAAUUGGAAGUCAAAAUGCUGAAAAUGCGGAAGAACGUGACGAAGAGGAAAAUGAAGAUAAUGAAGAAGACAAUGAGGAAAACGAAGAAGAUGAAGAAAAUGAGGACGAUGAAGAAGACAAUGAAGAAGACGAUGAAGACGAAGAGGACGAUGAAGAAGAAGAGUAA